Molecule: messenger RNA, 6229 nt
Organism: Meleagris gallopavo (turkey)
Lineage: Eukaryota; Metazoa; Chordata; Aves; Galliformes; Phasianidae
Gene: CLVS2
Product: clavesin 2
Biological process (GO): lysosome organization
Cellular component (GO): clathrin-coated vesicle; trans-Golgi network; membrane
Molecular function (GO): phosphatidylinositol bisphosphate binding
Source: RefSeq, a predicted model, not a curated record
GGCGAGGCCCGGCGGCGGGGAGCGGCGAUUUGCCGUGCCCGGCUCCGCGCCUCGGGACCGGCGUGCGGGAGGCUGAGGAGCGCGGGCGGCAGCAGGAGGAGGAGGAGGAGGAGGAGGGCAGCGCCAUGACUCACUUGCAGGCAGGGCUCUCCCCUGAGACUCUGGAGAAAGCCCGGCUGGAACUGAACGAGAACCCCGACACCUUGCACCAGGACAUCCAGGAGGUGCGGGAUAUGGUCAUCACCCGGCCGGACAUCGGCUUCCUCCGCACCGAUGAUGCCUUCAUCCUGCGGUUCCUGCGUGCCAGGAAGUUUCAGCACUUCGAAGCGUUUCGCCUCCUGGCCCAGUACUUUGAGUACCGCCAGCAGAACCUGGACAUGUUCAAGAGCUUCAAGGCUACCGACCCGGGCAUCAAACAGGCGCUGAAGGACGGCUUCCCUGGCGGGCUAGCCAACCUGGACCACUAUGGCAGGAAGAUCCUCGUCCUUUUUGCUGCCAACUGGGACCAGAGCAGGUACACACUGGUGGAUAUUUUGCGCGCCAUACUUCUUUCUUUAGAAGCCAUGAUAGAAGACCCCGAGCUUCAAGUGAAUGGAUUUGUUUUGAUUAUAGACUGGAGCAACUUCACCUUCAAGCAGGCCUCUAAGCUCACACCAAGUAUGCUUAGGUUAGCCAUAGAGGGCCUUCAGGACAGUUUUCCAGCUCGGUUUGGAGGAAUACAUUUUGUCAAUCAACCAUGGUAUAUUCAUGCUCUCUACACAGUUAUACGGCCCUUUUUAAAGGAGAAGACACGAAAAAGGAUAUUCCUUCAUGGUAAUAACCUCAACAGUCUACAUCAGCUAAUACAUCCUGAGAUCCUGCCUUCAGAGUUUGGAGGAAUGUUGCCCCCAUAUGACAUGGGGACAUGGGCAAGAACACUGCUAGACCAUGAAUAUGAUGAUGACAGUGAAUGCAAUGCGGACUCCUACAAUGCUCCAGCAAAAGAUAUAGAAAAGGACCUCUCUCCUAAGUCAAUGAAGAGGUCUCAGUCAGUGGUGGAUCCUGGGGUGCUAAAACGCAUGGAUAAGAAUGAAGAAGAAAACAUGCAGCCUUUGCUUUCCCUUGACUAACAGUUCCUGAGAAUCAAACAUGAACUGCAUUGGAAGGCACUCCGCAAAGAAAACCAUUGGGAAAGAGUGUACCAACUGGAAUCCUAUUUACUCAUGUUUAUGUAGCAUAAUGGAAGCAGGCAGAAGAUUUUACUUUUCUGCCUGAAUUCUGGAUGCCCUGGGGUGAAAAAGAAGAGAAGAAAGAAGGAAAAUAAUUAAAAAUAGGAAUCAAUAAUUUAUUCUGUAAGUGCCAACUUGUUUGUAAAUACAAUAUAAUCCUCCACUUUGACUUUCUAAGAUAUGGUAAGCAAAUACUAUGAGUGACUGCUAAAUAUGUCAGUGAAGUGCACCGUACAAAAGAGUAGAAAAUGUGCAUGCACACACACAUGCGUGCACACACACAGAGAAACACAUGCCGGACAAGAAAAAGUAUCAAAGCCAAUUAAAUGUUGUCCUUCUUGUAGGAAGCCAUACUGCAGCUAGUAUAUUGACUGCAAUAUACAGUAUAUUCUCCGCAAUGCUCAGUAAUGUGCAAAGAUAAAGAGGGAUUAUAAGAACUUGGGGAACCAGUCAAGUAUUUUCUAAAUGUAGGAAUUUAUUUCCAACUAACUUUGUGGCUUACAAUUGUGAUUUAGCAUAAACCAUGUAGCAUUGUGAAGAAGAUAACAGAUGAGCUGGAGCCAACUCUUUGACAGCUUGAUGUUUGGCUGUAUGAGUCUGUGAGGUUUCUUCCUUUUUAUUUACAGUUUGCAAGUAACCCAGCUUGUUACCCUAAUCUGGAUGCUGUAACGUGGGCCAUGUUGGAGUUAUUUCUCUUGCAUUUUGGGUGCACGUCAAGAAAUUUUCCAGAACUCUGUUCUCCCUUGUAAUGAGAAAAUAAUCCUCUAAGUUCAGUGUAAGAACCAAUGUUUGAAGUUAAAGCCUGGCAGCAGAGUUUAAAAGUUAAUCACUGAAUCCUCUGCACUGGGAGACUUGGAUACAUACAUAUAUAUAUUUUUACCAAUCUCUGACAAACAUGUAAGGUGACAUUGUUAGACAAGUAAAUUUAAUUGAAGGAUUAUACAGGAAAUCAUACCAAUUCAGUGUACUUAGAUAUAUUAUAGAUUGUAUAUUGAGAUGACUUCAUGAUUAAUAUAGUACAACUUUCCAUAGAACAACAGCAUCCCUCUCCAAGCAAGGAUUAAUAUGAAUAAGUUGUAGUCAAAUAUCUCAGCCUAUGUGUUUGGGGCACUUUUUUGUUUGUUUGUUUGUUUUUGUAGUGUAAGUGUAUAUAUUUAACAUGUGCCAUAAUAGAAAAAUAUGUUUUACCUCAAAAGGGCAACAGGUUUCACUAAGUAUUAAGUCAGCUGAAAUGCAGGGGCAUUGUAAUCAAUGUGUGUUGACACGAGUGCAAUUUGUUAUAUACUGAGACAGGAAUAUAUCCUUUGAACUAGAAAGGCAUUUCUUAUUAGGGCUUAACUUUGCAAUCAGAAUGAGACAGCAUGGGAUGCUCAUGUAAACAUCCAAAUAAUUGGAGAUAUUGCAACAGCAUAUCUGGACAACGCAGUGAUUAAGAAUAUGCUCAACAGAUGACCACUAGGGAGGCAGUAGCUCAUAGGUACCUUGCCUCUGAAGCUCUGUGGUAAGACUUUCCUCCAUCACUUCAGUGUUCACUGAAAUUUCAGAAUUGCUGGUUAUGAGUCACCUCUCCUUGCCCAGGAUUAUUCCAGAUUUAGGAAUUGGUGGACUGUGGAGAGUUAAGAGAAAUCUUGGAAAUGUGUCAUCUCAGAAUUUAUCCAUGGUGGCAACUUUGGCAUUCCUCAGUGCUGAGAUAAGCCAGUCUCUUCCAGCAUCAUCCUUGAUUAGCUCAGGCAGUACAUAGAUAAAGCAGUUCAUUAGGAAUACUGAUAAAUAGAAUAUGCUUCAACAUGCAUAUUGCAGAAACUUGUCUGAACCAGUCAUCUCCUCUUCACACUCUUAUUUCCAUUUUCAUGAUAUGUGUUACGGAGAAACAAAGGGAAAAGGUACAGAGCCUGAACUUGAGAAGUAUUAAUCAGUGGCAAUUGCAGAAAGGGUGAAUGGGAACCGUAGCUGCCUACAUCUUUGCAGUCUGUCCUACAAGUUUUCAGUAGAUGAAGGUAUUGUAAUACUACUUCCACUCUUUGAUCAGCUUGAAAGUAUGAUGAGUUCUUAUCUACAAUUUUAUUUUAUUUUUUACGAAUCUUGUAACAUCAUGCUAUAUAGAUAAGAUGUAACUCUAGGAUUUAUGUAAGUGCCAUAUUUGAAUGUAUGUAUACAUUCCCACAUCUAUGGCUAGUGGAAUAGUGUAUUGCUGUAGCUGAUUCUUAAAUCCGUACUAGAUAAACUGUAAUAUCAGUAUAAAUGUUCUCUUCGUAAGGGCUUUGGGAUUUAGUCACAUUUGUGCAAACUGUCACACAGUAGUUAUCAAAGUCUUCACGGAUGCUCUUGUAUACUUGGGCCAAACCUUGGUGUGAACCAGCCCAGCACUGAUUGCGGAGUACACCAGCAGUCUGGACAGAAAAUGGAAAUGCCAUCCUGACGGAGUAUCUUUGUAGGAAAGUAUAUCUGCUCAACUGUAUGAAGCUUCUGCAUACCAAUGAUAAAUCUGUUUAGUUUGUGAGUUCUUUAUUAGCUGUAAUUUAUGUAAUUUUUUCUGAUGCUUGAUUUCAGCUUGAAAUUAGUGAGCAUUAAUUAUUAUUUCUAGUUAGUGAAAGCGGGGUAUAUUAUAAAUUUGCAUUACUUGGUCUUCAUCUUUCACCAAGAACAAACCUACUUUUUCAAUAAGAUCCUCACUGUUAAGGAGUUGGGCUACAGCUUUUAUUUCACUGAAGCAAAUUCUUGCAGUGGUUACUGCAGUUGUGACACUGGAAAAAAAAAUAUGAAAAUGGAUAAGAAAAUGGAUAAUGUCACAUGCUCUUGGUAUUCUUUGAAGGCUUUUCUCUUUUACUCAUUAGAGUACAUAAAGUGUUUUCCCCUUUCCCUUGCUUCUUGUAGAAAAUCUUUAUAGAUAGGUCAAUUUUUAAUAGCUGAAAUUUGGACUGAAAAGUUUUUCCAAUCUUUAUUAUGAUAAGACUUAAUGUUGAAUUUUUAUAGCAGAACUGAAGUGCUAAAAAUAAAAUUCAAAUGUUUGGGAGGGUCAUUUUUAUUUCUGACCUUUGUUGUAUACUGGGUAGAAUAAAUCUCGUGCUUAUGCAUGCUGAUAUGCAUACCUGAAAAAUCCUGCCAUAUGAGGAACUUAGUGGAAAGACUGGAUUUACCUGUUCAACGAGCUAAGUGACAAAAAUAAAUAAAUAAAUAAAAAGGAGAAAAAAAGUGUAAAAUUGAUUUAAUUUUUUUGGCAAGAACAGAAAAUGCUCUCACAAAGUCUUUUCCAUGGAAGACUCUAUUGAACAUAUAUGGAGAAGUUGUGGAAACUUUAAUGCCCAAAGCUCCUUGGUCCUGUAAUCACAGAUGUGCAAGUCUGUUGGCCUUAUAAAGACAGGUAAUCAAUCCCACUAAGCUCCAACAAACAUGCAGGUUCCCAAUAGAUAUUAGGUGUAAUAUAGCUUUAAGAAAUCUUUACAGAAAUGUAAAUUUAUUGUAUAGCAUAUUUAAAAAGAUGUUUUGCACUCUGCAAACAUGAGAUGCCUAUCACUAAAGAUAUUUAUAAUGGUAUACAUAACACAGAAUUAAAGAAAAUCGGUGUAGAAAGGACCUCGAGAUGUCAGCUGUAUUGUUGUGUGGAAGAGCAGAUUUUCUUCAGCUGUGUUUCUCUUAAAGAAUUGUUUUAACUCAGUACAUUGCAUGGAACGUUCUUUGUAUCAUUUAAACACAGCCACAGCAAAGCCUAAGUACAAUAUCUGACAAAAUUGUAACUUGAUCAUAUUAUGUUAAUUUCUUUUAUAAUUUACUUUCAUUAUUUCUCUUUGGGAAUAUAAAAAGUUUACCAAAUAUAAUAAUUCUACCAUUCAGAAUUACCUGGAAAUCAAUUUACAAUAAGCUCUGGUCAUGUCCCUGUUAAUAUAUUGUUUUUGUUAUUAUUAAUAUAUUGAAUUGUUCAGAUUUUUGAAUACGCAUAAGAAAAAAAUUCAAAAUAAGACUUAAGGACUGUGGGCAGGGGGAAGCUGAGUUUGUCUUGGAUCAUUUUUAUUUGCCUCUGGGGCACGUCCUUUUGAGCUAUCAACAGGAUUGGGUACUAGGACAAAUUUGUAAGAAUAUCAGUGUGAAAAACAAGAGAAAAGAUCUCAAAGGAUUGUACUGAAAAAUCACUUGGCUAGCUGUGUAAUGUCCUUUUAAUGAAAGGCAUUUUGUGAGUAGCUUCUGUGCAUGCAUUUGUGGUGCUGAGACUUUGGACUUUCAUCCAAAAAGUUCAAAGUACAAUGUGAAAUCAAGAAAAAAAUAAUCAUCCCAUUUCUCAGGUAGCAGUAUGGAAACAGUCAGUUAGAGAUGUUCAAAUCUCCAUAGAAUACAUUCGUGUUGAAUUUACGUAUGGCAAAAGCAAUGCUUUGAUCACUCAGUCCGGUUUGAACUGAAAGAAAGAAAAUCUUUUGUGUGAGAAGAAUGUCUGGCUGUUGAUUCAGUCAUGCCCAGUUUCCUUAGAAAUGUCCUACGCAUUUUAGCUUGAGCCCUUUGCAAACAAGGGAUGGCUUGCUUGAGUUAUAUCUGAAUGUAUGUGCCUUCUGCUGAGGAGCUGGUAAAAAGGAGUAUGCCCCCAAGAUGAAAUAACAUUUUCCCCAUCUAAUUGAUGAAAAACUAUUUACUGUUGGCUGCCCAGUAGAGAACUCUGAACCUGUCAAGGGAGGAUCUCUUCAUGAUGGCUUUGAACAAUAAUAAAGUCCUGUUAGCCAUACAAGGAACACUGGCAUUUCAUUUGGAGGUAUUCUUAAAUGACCUCCAGUGAAAGUGCAGGCUAGCUAGGAUUCCAUAUUCUGUACUGCCAUGUAAAUUUUAAUGAUGCUGUUUCAAAGGUCUGUAUUUAGCACAUUAACUUUGACAUAUCAUUCAGUCUGCAUUUCAGUUUCCAUUUGAGCAGGAAUUUUUUUCCAUCAGAUUUUGGGAUCUUAGUUUGUUUCCUUUACAUGAGUCUGUUGCCACAAAUAUGGCACUGAGCCCUGACAGAAUGCACAAGUUGCAACUUCAUGUUGCUGUUUAAAAAAAAAAAA